UGUAUAAUCGUGUGCUCAAAUUUUCAAAGAUCAGUUUGAAUCCGCCAUGAAAACUUGCAUGAAAAUAUUCUGUUCGCUGGCCGUGCUGGCGAUCUGUGUGCUGCGAGCAACACACGCGUCCCUAGAAACUGAAAACAGUGAAGUGAAUAAUUUGUCCAAUCACAAACUAAGCGGAGUUAUACAGUGGAAAUAUGAGAAGCGUCCUUUUUGCAAUGCCUUCACCGGUUGCGGACGCAAACGAACAUCAUACCCCUCCUAUCCGCCCUUUUCGCUCAUCAAGCGCAACGAACUCGAGGAAAAGCCGUAUAAUAAUGAAUACUUGUCAGAAGGUCUGAGUGAUCUGAUCGAUAUAAAUGCCGAACCAGCUGUCGAGAAUGUGCAAAAGCAAAUCAUGUCUCAGGCCAAAAUAUUUGAAGCCAUCAAAGAGGCCAGCAAGGAGAUCUUCAGGCAGAAGAAUAAACAGAAAAUGCUGCAAAAUGCUGCGCAGCAACGAAAUUUGGAGGAGCGCGAAAAUAUAUAAACGGGCUGAAAACAUAUACCGAUUGUUCAUGUAAAUACGUAUCU
Molecule: messenger RNA, 564 nt
Organism: Scaptodrosophila lebanonensis
Lineage: Eukaryota; Metazoa; Arthropoda; Insecta; Diptera; Drosophilidae
Gene: CCAP
Product: cardioactive peptide
Exons: 3
Coding region: 47-520 (157 amino acids)
Source: RefSeq, a predicted model, not a curated record